Messenger RNA from Condylostylus longicornis, 553 nucleotides. RefSeq names its product 28S ribosomal protein S14, mitochondrial (gene mRpS14). Gene Ontology annotation, biological process: translation. The record is from RefSeq and is a predicted model, not a curated record. Lineage: Eukaryota; Metazoa; Arthropoda; Insecta; Diptera; Dolichopodidae. The transcript has 3 exons. Bases 103 to 480 code for a protein of 125 amino acids. Gene Ontology annotation, molecular function: structural constituent of ribosome. Gene Ontology annotation, cellular component: ribosome; mitochondrial small ribosomal subunit.
CCAAAUCAAUGAUAGAACAAACCUUAAAUAAUAUAAAAAAAAAAAUAUUUUUUGACGUACGUCAGCACACUGGCAAAGAGAUAAUUAUAAGUUAUCACUAAUAUGGCUUUGACUGGACUUAUUUUGAAGUCUUUUCAAGUAGUAAAUUACAAUUUGCAGCAAGUCAGGACAAAAUACGCUGAUUGGCGAAUGAUAAAAGAUGUAAAAAAGAGAAAAUGUGUUAUUCAACAUGCAAAGGAUCGACUGAGAAUAAAUUCGCUGCGAAAAAAUGACAUUCUUCCAGUAGAACUCAGAGAGCUAGCUGACAAAGAAAUAGCUGCCAUGCCAAGAGAUUCAUCUUUAGUAAGAGUUAGGGAACGCUGUGCAUUAACUUCCAGACCUCGCGGAAUAGUUCAUAGAUUUCGAUUAAGCCGUAUAGUUUGGAGACACUUAGCAGACUAUAACAAACUUUCAGGCGUUCAAAGAGCAAAAUGGGGUUGAAUAUUUUUUUAUAUAAAACAAGGAAUUUUAGCUACUAAAAAUUUAUUAAAUAAUAACUGAUUUAAUACCAGUA